CCCCGCCCCGCAGCGCUGGUACCCCAGCGGUUGGGUUUGCGGGUCUGGUCGCGGCCGCUUCAUGGCGCGGGCGGUGCCGGGCUCUGCAGGUGACGGGGGCGAAGCGAGGGCCAUUGCGGCCUAGAGAUGAGAAAACUGAGGCAUAGAGUACGUAAUCUGAACCAGAUAAUACCUCAAGUGGUGGAACCAGGACAAAAAUUUGGGCAGGCUAGCUCCAGGGUCCAUACGCAACACAAUUCUGGGCCUUCAGCAAGUUCCAAAAGAUGAGUCGUGGAUAUUCAGAAAACAACAAUUUCCUAAACAAUAACAACCAGAUGGUAUUGGACAUGAUCCUUUACCCAUUAAUUGGAAUCCACCAGACCAUCAAUUGGGAAACUGUGGCAAGGCUUGUGCCUGGAUUAACACCCAAAGAGUGUGCAAAGAGGUUUGAUGAGCUGAAGAGCAGUGGAAGUUCACCUGUGGACAACCAGUAUAGUCCCCUCAUGGCUGCUGGAGAGAGUCCUGUUGAAACUUUAGCCACAUACAUCAAAUCCUCCCUUCUUGACACACAAGGAGAAUUUCAGGAGACUCCAGUUGGUCAGGAUGCAGUUUCUAAAACAAGAAGACAUAGUAUAGCUUCCACAAGGAAUUGUUCUUCAGAAAGUGAAAAUUGUACUACUCAUAAUGGUGGAGAAAAGACUGAAGAAUCUGAAGGGCCAAACAUGGUGAUCCAUGUAUGUGAUGAAGCAAAAAACUUGAAAGAAGAUUUUAUUUGCCCACGAGAUCUUUUGAUAUCAGAAAUGAAGUACUUUGCUGAAUAUUUAUCUAUGGAUGCCCAGCGCUGGGAAGAGGUGGACAUUUCAGUUCAUUGUGACGUUCACAUUUUCAACUGGUUGAUAAAAUAUGUUAAAAGGAACACUAAGGAGAAUAAAGAUUGUGAGAUGCCCACUUUAGAGCCAGGAAACGUCAUUUCAAUUCUUAUUUCUUCAGAGUUUUUGAAAAUGGAUUCACUGGUUGAACAGUGUAUACAGUAUUGCCACAAAAAUAUGAAUGCCAUUAUAGCUACCCCAUGCAACAUGAACUGUAUUAAUGCAAAUCUUCUUACACGUAUAGCUGAUCUGUUUACACACAAUGAAGUUGAUGAUUUAAAGGACAAGAAAGAUAAAUUUAGGAGUAAACUUUUUUGUAAGAAGAUUGAGAGACUGUUUGAUCCUGAGUACUUGAAUCCAGAUUCUCGGAAUAAUGCAGCAACAUUAUACAGAUGCUGUUUGUGUAAGAAACUUUUAACAAAAGAAACAGAAAGAAGAAUUCCUUGCAUUCCUGGAAAAAUCAAUGUGGAUCAGCAUGGAAAUAUUAUAUACAUUCAUAUAAGAGAUAAGACUUGGGAUGUUCAUGAGUAUUUGAAUAGUCUUUUUGAAGAAUUAAAAUCUUGGAGAGAUGUAUAUUGGCGCUUGUGGGGAACAGUCAACUGGCUAACUUGUUCAAGAUGUUAUCAGACUUUUCUGUGCAUAGAGUUUUCACACUGUCAGUAUCACUCAGAGACAGUGAUUUAUCCUACUGCAGGAAGUUCGCUGAGUACUGUUGGCACUGGAAUUUAUCCCUGCUGUAACCAAAAGGUUCUUCGAUUUGACCCCACUCAGCUUACAAAGGGUUGUAAAGUAAAGGACCAUAUGGUUACUCUUCGUGAUCAAGGUGAAGGUGAAGAUUUGGUGUCCUGUCCAACUGCCAAAAUACUGGAUGAUCUGCACAAACACAAAGAUGUCAUCCUUGUGCCUUUUGCUAGAGAUACAAUCAGUGAUUCUAGUGGUCUCUGUGAUGAAAAGGGUCUAGACUGUGAUGUUUUACUGGAGCCAAAUACACCAUGGGGCCCCAAGAGUGGGGAGCUUAAUGCUUUCUUAUCACUGAAAAACUGGACUCUGCAGCUGAAACAACAGUCAUUAUUUUCCGAAGAAGAAGAAUAUACCACUGGGUCCGAGGUCACUGAAGAUGAAGUUGGAGAUGAAGAAGAAGUAUCCAAGAAACAAAGGAAAAAGGAGAAGCCAAAGAAGUUCACUAAACAACCAAAAAAGCAGAUGUCUUCACCCUGUGGUCAGAAGAAAGAAAAGGUACUGGAGAAGGAAGGAGUAAAAAGCCAGUCAACUUCUAGAGAUGUGUCUCCUUUCAUUGUGAGUAUGCAGAAGAAUAAGUGGGAUGCCACAAGAUCCUUGAGAUUCAACCAAGAUGCUCAAAGAGAAGAUGAUCAGCGGCGGAUGUCUGAAAUUACUGGGCACCUAAUAAAGAUGAGAUUGGGUGAUCUGGAUCGAGUCAGGUCAAAGGAAGCAAAAGAAUUUGCAGGAGGUAUUUAUUCCAGGCUUGAAGCACAAAUCAAGGCCUCAGUGCCAGUCAGUGCUCGGCAGAGCAGCUCGGAAAAAAACACAAGGUCUAAAAGUCGUUUUGGUCAAGGUCGGCCUGUGUAAAGCACCUUAAAAUAUAAGAAGACAGAAGACAUACCUCUGGACACUUGAAAUUGCUUACUUGAAGAUCUUUGGAAUGAUUACUUCUAAAUGUUUUAAGUUAUUUAUUAAAUAUUCUUGAAAGCCACAUAAAUCUAGUGGUAAGGGAAAUAUAUAGUUAAGUCUUAUGAAAUUAUAAAUAUGAAACUUCUUAAAUCUGAUUUUCCUUUGGUGUUGAGAGAAUUCAUUCUUAGGUAGGUUGAUAAGGAGUUUGGGGCCCUCAAACAGGAAGGGGUCCAGGGCCCUCACAGAGGAGGAAGGGAUCUGGGGCCCUCGAGAAGGAGAAAGGAGUCUGGGGCUCUCAAGGAGAAAAGGACAAACAUUUUUUUUCUACAUUAGUCACAUAAAACAUUUUUUCUUUAAGCCCAGAGCUAAUGACUCAAGGGUAUGUUUUUCCUUAAGCUCUGUACUAAUGAUUAUGUAACAGCAAUGUGUCUUGUUCUAGGACAUGUUUAUCCUUCUUAACAAGAACCUUCUGACUAGUCUUGUUAUAAUAAGAUGUUUGUUGUGGGAGUGGAUCUGGUAAGACCUUUCUAUUGUUAGUUCCAGUCUUGUUAAUUUAAGAUGAAUGUUGUGGGAGUGGGUCUGAUCAAAGUAUAUAAGGCCUUGAUAAGACUAUGGAGGGGGGGCCUCUCCAUCCCCUUUCUGAUGUCUAUUUCAGAAGGUUUCUCUGUCCCUUUUUAUACUUUAAUAGAAUUCUCCUACACAAAAGCUCUUGAGUGAUCAAGCUUGGUCCCUAGUCCUGAAGCUGAAAUCUUCUUCAGAGAUCACAAAUCCAGCAUCAUUCACCAUUAGCUAUCAGUGUGAUGCUAGGCUAUGUAAAAAUUUAGUAUUUAGAAAUUUAUAUAGUUAAGACUCCCAGGCAUUUGUUAUACUUUAUUUAUUUGAAAGAGAAGAGGCCUAAACUCUCAAAUAGCUAAGAGUUUUUUAAGAUCUUAAAAAAUUGGGGGAACACACCUAGUAGUGGUACUGUACAUGUGCACUGAUUAUAUAUGUCUUUGGGCUGUAAAUCUUGUGAUAGCAUUGAGAACUGCCAUUUAUGUGACGAAAUUUCCAGUGAUGCUAAUUUUAUGCUUGCAUGACUUUUAAGAAGUGACAGAUCUCAAAACUGAGUUACAUAAAGUUUUAAGGUGAAGUAUUUCCUGUUUUGGGCAGAAGGCUUAAUUUUUUUCAGUGUUAUUCCAGAGAAAUCACAAUGUUAAUCCAACUCUUUUUUCAGUUUUUAAUAUGUAUUUAUUGGUCUGGAAUUACUGAUUAUUACUUCUUUCUUCUGUGAAGCUAGUUAAAACAGCUGAAUUUGUUAAAACAAAUUUGGAUUCUGAAGUUGUUAAAACAACUGUUGGUAGUUUUAGGCUAGUAAAUCAUUUCAGUUGUAUAAGACACCCACUGUACAGUUCUCAGGGCACUAAAAUUCAACCAUAAUUCUAUAGCCAUUCAAAUAGCCCCUUAAGAUGGUUAUAAUCAGUUAUUACUUUAGAGAUGUCUGGAAGGAAAGAUUCCCAGAUACACUUGAUGGAUGAAAAAUCGAAUUAUUCAGGAGAAAUCAGUUUUUCUAACCAAGCAGAAAGAGUGCUCAGGGAAAAUUUGUUCCAAACCAUAAUCAUAUAACAAUUAUGUGUUUGGAAAUUACUUAUAUGUAGGUCUCUAAAACACUUUAAUUUGCAUUGUUUUUAUUUUUAGUCUUCAUUUAUCUUAGAAAUUUUCUUAAAAUUAUUUAGAAAACAGACUUGAUAGUGUAUGACAGAACAGCAAUUUCUAUUGAAAUGUUGAAGUGUUAUGUAUUUUUAAUGAAUAUUUUAUUUGGUAAAUAAAGCUAGGUUUUAUUUGAUGUUACAUGGAUAGCUUUGCCAAGAUUUUUGAACUUCUGUUUGGAAACUUUGUUGCAGUCAACAUAUUUUUCAAUGGUUUGAUAUUUUUGAAAUAGUUUAUAAAUUUUAUUUGCAAAAGAAAAUGUUUUAUACUACAUGAUCUGUAAGACCUGUUAAAUACCAGUCUUGUUUACUGUAUUCUCUGAUCAAAAAAGGAUUUAGGUUUGCUGUGACGGUCACAACUGAAAGAGGAAAAUAUCUCAUUUGAUUUUUAAUUGAUGGUAACAAGGCAGAUUGCUUCUUCCCCAGGGGGACUGUACCACUGAAUUGAUUUUUACAAACAGAAUUUAUCAGAAUUUUAUUUUCUUCAGAAUGUGCUUUAAAUUUUGUGAAUGUCUGUAGUUCAUAACACAGGUAACACAAACAUUUUAAUCAAGCUUAUAAUAGCAUUUGUUUUGCUAAAUACUUUGAGGUUUUAUCUUACAUUAAUUCUGAAUUCACAUUUAUUUAAUUGAAAUAAACAUUAAUGACAAAA
Molecule: messenger RNA, 4814 nt
Organism: Bubalus bubalis (water buffalo)
Lineage: Eukaryota; Metazoa; Chordata; Mammalia; Artiodactyla; Bovidae
Gene: SANBR
Product: SANT and BTB domain regulator of CSR
Exons: 23
Coding region: 264-2435 (723 amino acids)
Source: RefSeq, a predicted model, not a curated record